UUUUGGUCAUCUUCAUCUUCUUUCUUUUUUAGUUCUUCCUUUACUUCUUCAUUUGUUCACAAAUUUCUUGUAUCAGACUAGAUUACCCAAAUAUUCAUCUCUAGUAUUUUGCUUUCUCUACCUUCUUCAAACUCAGUUAUCAUGGCUUCUACAUCUUCAUCAGCCCCUCCCUGCAAGUACGAUGUUUUUAUUAGUUUUAGAGGCAAAGAUACCCGUUAUGGUAUUCUCUCCCAUCUCUUUGAAGCUUUGCAGGGAAAGCAAAUCAAUGCCUUCUUGGAUGAAGAACUUCGUAAAGGAGAAGAGAUCUCACCAGCUCUCUUGAAAAUAAUCCAAGAAUCCAGUGUCUCAAUAGUCAUUUUCUCUGAAAAUUAUGCAGAUUCUGCAUGGUGCUUGGAUGAGCUUGUUGAGAUACUUAAAUGCAGGGAAGAAUCAGGACAAAUAGUCCUACCAGUUUUUUACAAAGUAGAUCCCACUGAGGUUCAAGACCUGACAGGGAAUUUCGGGAAGGCACUUGCUAUGCAUGGAGAAAAAGGCAAUUCACAGAAGGUGGACAGCUGGAAGCGUGCUUUGAUGGAAGUAAGCAACUUUGCAGGAUGGGAUUUACAGGAAAUCAAAUAUGAGGCCAAAUUAGUUGAGGGAAUUGUCAAUGAUGUUUUGAACAAAUUUAGUGAUAUGUCUAAAGGUGAUGAUUCUUAUGAUCUCAACUUGAUUGGAAUUAAACUGCGUGUGGAAGAAGUGGAACGGUUGUUAAAUGAGAAGCAGAUUGUAGGAAUUUGGGGGAUGGGAGGCAUUGGUAAAACAACUAUUGCACAAGAAGUAUUUCAUCGAAACAAGAAUAAAUUUGAUGGUCAUUGUUUCGUUGAAAAUGUUAGGGAAACAAUGACAAAGCAAUCAUCAAAUUCAGUGCGAGUCAAAAUCAUUCAACAAUUAUUAAGGGACAAACAUGUAGACAGUUUGAAUGAUUCUACUAGGAGAAGGCUUAAGAGUAAGAAGGUAUUGAUUGUUUUUGAUGAUGUAGAGGAUCGAAACCAUUUAAAAGAUUUAGCAGGAGAGUGUGAUUUGUAUGGUGAGGGAAGUAGAAUCAUCAUAACUAGUAGAGAUUCACACGUACUUAAUUCUGAUUUUUCAGAGAAAGGCGUAUAUGAGGUUGAGAAGUUAAUUGAUUCUCAAAGUAUGGAACUCUUUAGCUUGCAUGCCUUCAACCAAAAUCUUCCUAAGGAAAAAUAUUUGGAGCUAUCAAAGAAGGUGACAAUCUAUGCUAGAGGCAAUCCACUAGCUCUUAAAGUUUUGGGAUCUCAUUUAUUUCGCAGGACGAUAAAAGAAUGGGAAAGUGAAUUGGAAAAAUUGGAAGGCAAAUCUCUUAAGAAAAUUCAAGAUGUUUUGAAAACAAGUUAUGAUGGGCUAGAAAAGAGUGAACAGGAAAUAUUUCUUGAUAUUGCAUGUUUCUUCAAAGGGAAAAAUAAAGAUGGCGUUCAGAGAAUAUUAAAAGCAUGUGGUUUCUAUCCAGAAAGUGGAAUACCUCGUCUAAUUGAGAAAUCUCUUAUAACUAUUUCAAACGGUGCGGUAGAUAUGCAUGACUUGUUAGAGCAAAUGGGCAAGGAUAUUGUUAAUGAGGAAUGCAAACAGCUUGGAAGGCACAGCAGGUUGUGGAAUUAUGAAGAUAUUAAUCAUGUAUUGAUAACAGAAACGGGAACCGAAAAUGUUGAGGCCAUAUCGUUUCGUCCGGUUGGGAGAGGUAUUUUGAAGCUUUUGAAGCUAAGUGCCACGGCCUUUGCGAAGAUGUGCAAUCUUAGACUCAUCGAAGUAUGUACAAUGUGGAACAAAGUGUUCCUUCCUAAAAACUUUGAAUUUUGUGCACAAGCACUAAGAUGUCUUUACUGGGAUCAUUAUCCUCUGGAAUCUUUGCCGUUAAAUUUUUGGCCAAAGAAUCUUGUAGAACUUCAAAUGCGUUUUAACAAUCUCAUACAACUGUGGAAUGGAGGAGAUAAGCCUCUUGAAAAUUUGAAAUUAAUGGACCUCAGCUGCCCUGAUAACCUGAUCGGGAUUCCGGACUUGUCUAGCUUUGCCCCAAAACCUGGAGUUUUUAUAUUUGGACGGAUGUGUGAGUUUGGUUGAAAUUUCCUCUCUUCAAAAUCUGAGCAAGCUUCCUGAGCUUGAUUUAGCUCAAUGCAAUAAAAUGAAAGAUUGUCCAGAGAUUCCGUGUAAUAUAAGGAUUCUAACUUUAGAUGAAACUGGAAUAGAGCAACUGCCCUCAUCAAUUAAGCAUCUAUCUCAACUUGUCGAAUUGUACUUGUAUUGGUGUGAUAAACUCGUGAGUCUUCCAAUCAGC
Molecule: messenger RNA, 2329 nt
Organism: Hevea brasiliensis (rubber tree)
Lineage: Eukaryota; Viridiplantae; Streptophyta; Magnoliopsida; Malpighiales; Euphorbiaceae
Product: disease resistance protein RPV1-like
Exons: 4
Coding region: 142-2115 (657 amino acids)
Biological process (GO): signal transduction; defense response
Molecular function (GO): ADP binding
Source: RefSeq, a predicted model, not a curated record